AUGGACGCGUCCAUCCCCGGGCGCUAUGGCUUCCGUCGAAAGGCCGAGCAGCGCCAGGCGGCGCUCGACAGGAACUGGGCGGAGGUGAGCCAGCUGGUGGAAGCGGUUCCGCGGGCCCCCCGGCCUGCACUCGCCAUUUGCUGGGAAGAGCUUCCCAAGGCCCUGGACCCGGCCGAGGGCGAGUUGGACCAGGGCAGGGCGCAGCGCAAGCGCCGGCAGGUAGAGAGCCUGGCUGCUUAUGCGCUGGCCAUGCUGGAUCCUGGCGCUAUGGUGGUGGAAUUCGGCGCGGGGUCCGGGCACCUCGGGCUGCUGGUCGCCUAUUUGGCGCCUUCGAGUCACGUGAUCCUCGUGGAGGCAAAGGAGUACUCCUGCAAGGUGGCGCGUGCACGCGUGGAGAACACUGGCAUCGGCAACUGCGGGGUAUUCCAGGGCACAGUGGAUGAGUUUGCGGGCACCGGUCAGGACUUCGGGCUGGCGCUGGGGCUCCACACCUGCGGCUUGCUGGCGGACGCCGUCUUGCGCCUGGCGCAGAGCCGCCAGGCCGCGGUCUGCCUGGUGCCCUGCUGCUACGGCCAGGUGUCCAGCAAGGAGAACCACCACCGCGGCCAGGGCACCGAGCUGCAUAUGCAUCCCUGCAGCCAGGCCAUGGCGGAGGUGUCCUUCGCCUGGUGCGCCAAGGCGGCGGACUUCACGCCUGGCAAGGGCGGCGCCUUUGAUGCUGAAAGCCCUGGCUUUCAAACGGCGCUGCGCUGCAUGCAAGUGGUGGACACGGAUCGCUUGCUCUUUGCCCAGGAGCGAUCCGGGUACAAAGGAGAGUUGGGCCUGCUGGAUCCGGGUUGCUCGCCCAAGUGCUCCGUGAUUUGCCUGCGGCCGCAGGAAGCAGCAGCGAGAGAACCAGCUGCGGAACAAAAAGUGAGAUGA
This is a messenger RNA of Effrenium voratum, 921 nucleotides long. Lineage: Eukaryota; Dinophyceae; Suessiales; Symbiodiniaceae. The record is from the annotation of a GenBank genome assembly.